AUAAAUUAGCUCAAUUUAAUAAUUAUUAAACUAUUAUUAAGACGCAUAUUCAUUUCUGUAUCUAUGUUGUUCUCAUUAUUAAUUUUUCAAUUCUCUCUUAAAGCUAUCUGGAAGUACUGAUUAUUGUCUAAUCACCUUAUUAUAUCGGCCUUGUAUAAAGGAAGUGCCGUGAAACACUCGAUUUCUUACUUAGUUUUGACUGUUUGUAGUUAGUAGACAUCGACACGUGAGUAAACAAGCAUAGAAUUAGUGUUUCAAUCACAAUGGCCGAAGGGAAGCAGAAAAUUGAAAACAGUGGUAGUGACAAUCAAACAGUGAAUAUUGAUGAUAUUGUUUACAUUGGACAAAAUGCGCCCACGGAGGUCGUCAGCGAUGGUGUUAAGGGGCUCGACGCGAACCGGUAUGCGACGAAGAAGACCGUGGCGCAGGGCAUGCUGGACAUCGCUCUGCUGACUUCAAACGCGUCCCAGCUGAAGUAUGUACUGCAAGUCGGACCCAAACAUGAGUUCUACACGCUUCUGGUUGUACUCAUUUCAAUAUCAAUCGCUCUACAGGCGAGCGCGGGAGUCCUGGCUAUAAUAAUUACAUUAAUGGACGAAGAAGGCAACCAAAGAAAGAAGAAGAUUUCCGACUGGCUUUAUCACGUGUCAGUCGGUCUUAUGACGGGCGUGGUUUUUUGUGACGUUAUCAAAAUGACGUUCGGUCUUGACCCCGCGCUCUCCGAACAAGAUUUUCUUGGGAACAGGACGUCGAAUUUGUAUGACUUUUUUAGCUCUAAGCAAUAACAGUAGAAAUAGAAAACGAUACGUCUCAGCAUAACCCGAGGAGUAAUAUAUUCUUUGGUCAAAACCUUAUAAAUAAUUUACUCAAAUAUUAUUAAUUAUUUGGAUUUUGGGGGCGUGCAUUUUAUCGUCGAAAGUCUAUAACUAGAUCUCAUAUAUUAAUGAUCUCCUCCCCCCGUACAAUAUAUUAGUGCAAGAAAGGAAAAUCUCAAAAUAAAACCGUAUAAUCGCUAGCAUAGUAAUAACAAGUUACAUUUUAUAUGGAAAACUAAGUAUCCAAAACCAUCCACUAGAGGCGCAGUUUUCGUUACAAAUUUAUCGAGUAAAUGCGAAUGCGAUCAUAUAUCGUAACAUAUAUUUUUGUGCUACUCACACAAGGCACUGAUAAAUUCCUAUUCUGUAAUUUUUUCGUGCUACUAAGUUAGCUGUUUGUAUACUUUUAGUUUUAUAAUUUUGAAAUUCAGAAUUUGGGAACUGUUUGCUUCAACUGUAUUCGGAGAUAAUACUGAAUACCUAUUUAUAUCAUCUUAAUAUGUGCCAUAAUUUUAACAAUGUAGUGAUAAUUAGACAGCAAUAUUAUUAGGUAAUUAUAACUAGGUAUAUAAUUAAUACCAAUAAUUAUAUAAUUAACUUAGAUACUUAGGUAAGAUAUACUUUUAUAGAAAUAGAUCGGCUUCAACAAUAUUUGAACCUGUUGUUUCUACAAACAUCUAGCUAGUUAUAGGAAGUUAUAUUCAGGCUUAUAAUCAGUUAUUUACAAUUUGAACUCUAAUAUAUAAUAAUAAUAAUUCGCUUUUGAAAUAUCUCAAAGGUAAAAAGUAUAAUUAAAUUGUGUUCCACAGUAAAAACCGACUUCAAUUAUGGCAAAACUAGUUGUUUUGUUUUAAAAACUGAACUAUCAAUAAAAUUUCUGAAUUUUAGACCAAUCUGUAAGUAUAUCAAAUUAGAAUAAAAGUAUUUUCCAAAUUGGUUUACAACUGACGGAGUUAUGAGCUAAUAAACGUAAAAAAUACAACCGAAUUCAGAAACUCUUUCUUUUUAAGUCGGUUAAAAAUAAAAGUACCGGAGCCUCAAAUAAAUACAUGAUAAUUCAGGGCGCAUUGCUCUAUAUACUUGUUCAUUGGACCACUGAUAAAUAAUUAGAUUGUACUGUGCUUAUAAUGUUAUUAAGGAUUAUAUAAUAGAUAUUAAUAAAUUGAUACUUAUUACUUAGUUUUACUAUGUGAAUAUUUAAAGUAUAGCUCUAUAAAGAGCUUAAUAGUUUAAUACAGUAAGGUUCUUUAGUGAGUCUAGCACACUAUUUUUUGUUUUGUUUUAUAAACGGUUAGCCCUUACAUUAUAGGUUAGUCAUAGACACUCGUAAUAAUUUAUAUAAGAACUCAUCAUUUGGAUUUAUUGUCACAUGUAAAUAAAAUAUAAAUACAAUAUACCUAGAUAUGCCUACUUAACUUUAUUUAUAUCGACCGUCAUUAUAGUUUUUGGGUCUCUACCGUCUCUCUUACAAAAAAUUGUUAUGUACGUUGAUUUAAAAAAAUAAAAAAGAUGACUUUGCAAAUUGCUCACGGCCUUAUGCGUAUCUAUUAUUGAUUGUUCUAUUUUUAUUUUUUUUUAAAUUAAAAAAAAUAUAAUUAACUUUUUAUACAGUAAUUAUUGCUUUAUUUACUAUAGAUUAAUUAACUAUACCGAAAUGAAAAUAAGUCCUUAGUUAUUGUAGGUAUAUCUAAGUCAAAUAUCAUACUUACCUGUUAAUAAAUGAUUUAAUUUUUAUUUUGUGUUAAAGAUAAAAAAAAUUAUCAUUAAUAGGUAUCUAUAGAUGAAUAAUAAUGUACACUAUUAUUUAAAUUAGCAAACCGGAUGUCUAGACAAUACUUUUAUAAAAUCUGUAGGAAAUUUUAGAAAUAUUUCGUACAUACCUGCGUCAUUAAGUAAUAAAAUCGAAUGCAUAAUUUGGCUGAAUUUUCAGUGCCACUUCUUAAUCUCUGAUUGUCAAUUUUGAGUUUUUAAGUAUAUAAAGUUGUGAAUAUUCUCAGUUUAUGUACUUUACAUAUACAUAUGUAUUUUUAAGGGUAAAUAUAUUGUCAUUACUAUUUCAGUAUCUGUCCUUUUCCUUAUAUUAUCCAUUAUUCAACUUUUGUGAUCCUUAUUCUAAAUUCCGUCGUCUAAAACUCCCUUUACUAAAAUGUUCUUUCCCAAACUUUGAUUUUGGCGGAUACACUUUGUGCCGUGCCAUAAUAAGAGAAAAAAAAAAGAAAAAGUAUACAUUCUUUGUUUUUUUAUUUAUUUUUUUAUUUUCAUUUCGUUUUAUUUUUAUUUUUGUUUUCUG
Messenger RNA from Galleria mellonella (greater wax moth), 3105 nucleotides. Its product is annotated as ninjurin-2. The coding region runs from base 264 to 785 and encodes 173 amino acids. The transcript is spliced from 3 exons. Gene Ontology annotation, biological process: tissue regeneration; cell adhesion. Lineage: Eukaryota; Metazoa; Arthropoda; Insecta; Lepidoptera; Pyralidae. Gene Ontology annotation, cellular component: membrane. The record is from RefSeq and is a predicted model, not a curated record.